Molecule: messenger RNA, 1533 nt
Organism: Tribolium madens (black flour beetle)
Lineage: Eukaryota; Metazoa; Arthropoda; Insecta; Coleoptera; Tenebrionidae
Exons: 5
Coding region: 368-1201 (277 amino acids)
Source: RefSeq, a predicted model, not a curated record
AGUAAUCUGAUUGCACCAUAAAAAGUGCACUAGAAUUUUUUUUUCACAAAUCGACUCUUAUUACAAGAACAACAUCUUGGAAUAAAACAAUAGAGUUCUGAGUAAAGCUUCUUCUAGCAAGAUUCACUUGACAGCCUUCAAAAUGACGUAAUAUACCGCUUUCCCCACACGAACUAGUGUUUAACCUCAGAAACGCCAUCCAAGUUUACUUUGUCAGAGACACGUAAAAGGUGUUCUUGUUGUGCAUCGACUUUUUUAGAGUGAGGUUUAAGUGACAGUGAUUCCUAUCACAAACAUGGCCCUUAUCAGGAUAACAAACCAUCCAGGAUUAUCCCAGUGACCAAAAGACCUUUCUGCAUAUAUCAAAAUGGCAAAACGGGUCAAUAAAAACCACUACAUUGCGUCUCCCAGACACAGCACAUCACCAACUCCUGUCCACGUUUCAAGAAGUUCCGCUUAUUCAGAUGGAGAAGAAAGCCAAAGAGCACCAUCAGAAAGAACUCUUUCUGAAUACACUUCAGUGCCAUAUACCAUAGUAAAUGAACGAAACGGUCGCAGUAAAUACCACAAUGGAGUCAACAAUCACCCUCCUCGUGCAGCCUCUGUCAUGAGUCGAGGCAGUGGAUAUGACAAUGGAUCGGAUAUUUAUGUCACAAGUGGCGCAUAUAAAGCCCCCUCAGAAAUUAGUCGCAGCUCCCGAGCACGAGCCCCCAGCCACUAUUCCUACAAAAGUGGCCGCGCCCCAUCUCUGACCAGCACCGUAAAGACUCGCACCUCCCGGAAAGGAGGCGUCAAAGUCGAAACAAUGGCCGCCCCCAACCCAUUUUGCCCCAAUAUCAAAGGAAUGUGUUGCUUGAUGCUUCUUUUAAAUCUAGGAAUCAUCUUAAUCACUCUCGGAUUCGUUAUUGUGAUUCAGUUUUUCGAACCCAUUUACGUGUGGGUCUUGGGGAUUGUCUUUCUUAUUUUUGGAUUCCUUACAUUGAUUGGAAGUCUUAUUUACUGCGUUAUUAUUUGUAAAGAUGUGAAAUCACCAAAAGAUAUAAAUCCGGAAGAUUUUUAUUGGACGCAUCAUUGGCAGAAAACGAUUGGCUCACCUGAAAUAAACUAUAAAACAGAGGAGAAAUACGAUGAUAGAUACAGCGACAGAUAUUCUAUCAGUAAACUGUCGGGGAAAUAUUCCGAUAGAAACAGCAGAUAUUAGACGUAACAAAUACUAGAUAAUUGUAAUUUUUUUUCAGUUUUUAUUAUUUUUACUGCUAACGCAAGACUGAUAAUGUACCAUCUUGCAUUUAUUUUUUCAUUUUUCUUCAAUUUUAAAUCAAAAAUUGUCCCUGUGAUCAUUUGAAUGGUUUUUUUUAGUGGAAAACUAAAUCUAUACUAAUAAUGCUUUAAUUUGCGUGUAGGUAAUAAUAAAGUGCACCACUUUUUAUAUUUAAUUUAUAGAAUUCAAAUCUUAGUUUUUCAUUAUUAACAUGUGUACAUAUAAUUCCUUGAACAACCUAAUAUUGUGCAAUUAAAACGUAAUUUAAACAC